CGUCUCGAGACAGGAAACACUGGUCAGUUGAGAGAAAUUGAAACUUAAGUGUUGUUCAGCCGUUGUCUGGCUGUAUCCUGUGUUCGUGCAGUGUAAUGGCAGAAGCCAGUAUUUCAGUGGCUGAAGAAGACCAGUUCAGCUGUUCAAUCUGUCUGGAUCCACUGAAGGAUCCAGUGACGAUCCCCUGCGGACACAGUUACUGUAUGAGCUGCAUUACAGACUGCUGGAAUAAAGAUGAUCAGGAGGGAGUUUACAGCUGCCCUCAGUGCAGACAGACCUUCACUCCAAGACCUGCUUUAAACAAGAAUGUGAUGCUGGCUGAAAUGGUGGAAACACUGAAGACAAAAGUCCAAACAGCUCGUCCUCCUCUCAGUUAUGCUGGACCUGGAGAUGUGGAGUGUGACGUCUGUACUGGAAGGAAACGCAAAGCUGUAAAGUCCUGUAUGAUGUGUCUGGAAUCAUACUGUCAAAGUCACUUUGAGUGUCAUGAAGAAUCUCGUUCAAGGAAACGACACAAAGUGACUGAUGCCACUGGACGACUGCAGGAGAUGAUCUGCUCUAAACACGACAGACUGAUGGAGGUUUACUGUCGUACUGACCAGCGAUCUAUUUGUUUGAUGUGUGUGGUGGAUGAACACAAAAAUCACGAUACUGUUUCAGCUAAACAAGAGAGAAAAGAGAAACAGAAACGGGUUGAAGAGACAGUAAUAAUAUUACAGAAGAGAAUUCAGGAGAGGCAAACGAAGCUCCAGGAGCUCAGAGAGUCUGUGCAGACUCACAAGCGCUCUGCACAGGCUGCAGUGGAGGACAGUGAGAGGAUCUAUACUGAACUGAUCCGCUCCAUUAAGAAAAGCCGAUCUGAGGUGACACGGAUGAUCAGAGAUCAGGAAAAGGAUGCAGUGAGUCGAGCUGAAGGACUCUUGAAGCGACUGGAGCAGGACAUUGUCGAUCUGAGGAGGAGAGAAGCUGAGCUGAAGCAGCUUUCACACACAGAUCAUCACAUCCAUUUCCUUCAGAGAUUCCAGUCUGUUUCCGUCCCUCCUGCAUCUACAGACUGCACCACUGUCCCUUCUGUCUGGACUUAUGAUGAUGCGAGAAGAUCUGUAUCUCUGUUAAGAAGUAAAUUUGAGAAUUUCUGCAAAGAGGAGAUAGAAAAGUUAUCUGCGAAAUACAUAAAAAUCACUGAACCCAGAACAAGGGAGGACUUCUUACACUAUUCCCAUCAGUUUACUCUGGAUUCUGAGUCAGUGCAUAAACGCCUCUGUCUGUCUGAGGAAAACAGAAUGGCUACUUGCGCUGCCACAAUACAACUGUAUCCUGAUCAUCCGGACAGAUUUGAUGUUUGGCCUCAGGUGUUGUGUAGAGAGAGUGUGUGUGGACGCUGUUACUGGGAGGUGGAGUGGAGUGGGGGUGCGGUGGGACUAUCAGUUUCAUAUAAGAGCAUCAGCAGGAAAGGACGGGGUGAUGAGUGUAAAUUUGGAGGUAACAAUCAGUCCUGGAGAUUAUUUUGCUUUCGCUCUGGAUACAUAUUUAGUCACAAUAACAACAAGUCUGGACUCCCUGUAGUCUCCAGCUCCUCUAGAAUAGGAGUGUAUGUGGAUCACAGUGCAGGAAUUCUGUCCUUCUACAGCGUCUCUGACACAAUGACUCUCAUCCACAGAGUCCAGACCACAUUCACUCAGCCGCUCUAUCCGGGGUUUGGUGUAAAUCAGAAAUCAUCAGUGAAACUGUGCCAUCUAGAAGUAUAGAUAAUA
Molecule: messenger RNA, 1754 nt
Organism: Rhinichthys klamathensis goyatoka
Lineage: Eukaryota; Metazoa; Chordata; Actinopteri; Cypriniformes; Leuciscidae
Product: tripartite motif-containing protein 16-like protein
Exons: 6
Coding region: 96-1748 (550 amino acids)
Molecular function (GO): zinc ion binding; protein binding
Source: RefSeq, a predicted model, not a curated record